Messenger RNA from Patella vulgata (common limpet), 1335 nucleotides. RefSeq names its product multiple epidermal growth factor-like domains protein 11. The coding region runs from base 106 to 1086 and encodes 326 amino acids. The record is from RefSeq and is a predicted model, not a curated record. Gene Ontology annotation, molecular function: protein binding. NCBI's taxonomy places the organism in Eukaryota, Metazoa, Mollusca, Gastropoda, Patellidae. The transcript has 3 exons.
CGCAGUCAAUAACUGAUAGUGAUUAGAUAAAGAUCUAUGUCUGUUUUUUGGAUCCUGGGUAAAUCUCUGUAGAAAGCCAACCCAAAGGCAGUAACAUUUCGUAUAAUGUUAUAUUUUCUAGUAAAAGAGAUAUUACAGGGAUUUGAGAUUAAGAUAAGUUCUAGUGGUACAUGUAAUCAAACAGGAUUUACAUCAGCUACAUCAUGUUAUAAAGAUACAACAACAACACCACAAGAUAUAUAUACAAUAGAUAGAUGUAAUCAACCUACAUCAACUAGUAUAUCUGCUAGAACAGUAUAUAUCACUGUUUCAAGUCAAUAUCUUAAUUUAUGUGAAGUUGAGAUAUUUUCUGCACAAUGCAAUACUGGAUACUACAGCACAUCAAGUUCUACAUGUCAAGCUUGUAAUACAUGCCGCAAUGACAGCUGUGAUUCUACUACUGGUGUUUGUACUGGCGAAUGUAAAACAGGCUUUUAUGGUACAAGAUGUCAACAGAAUUGUAGUGAUAGCUGUUUAAACAACCAAUGUUCUAAAUCUGAUGGUAAAUGUAAUGACUGUAAACCUGACACAGUUGGUCCAUACUGUAACCUUACAUGUGCCACAGAAUGUCAACCAAUUUCGGAUGAGACCAGUGUCACUUGUGAUAGAAAUGGUAUAUGUACUAACUGUAUUACUGGAAGAUAUGGUGAUAGAUGUGGUAUGAACUGUAGUACAGAAUGCGUUGAUGGGUGUAGCAGACUUGCUGGUAGAUGUACGAACUGUGUUGUAGGAAUAUAUGGUUUUUAUUGUGAUGAGAACUGUAAUACAGGAUGUAAUGGUGGAUGUGCUAGAUCUAGUGGUAGAUGUACAACUUGUAUUAAAGGUAAAACUGGAGAAAGGUGUGAUAAGAAAUGUAAUACUGAUUGUACUGUUUGUAAUCAGGGUAAUCCUGACUCCUGUACUGAAUGUAAAGAUGGAAGAUGGGGAUCAUCAUGUAAUAAACUAUGUAAUACUAACUGUAAAUCAGUAGUUAAUACAACUGUUGGUAAAUGUAAUAUAACAAGUGGAUUAUGUACUGAUGGAUGCAUAACAGGAUAUAUGGUAUAGAGUGUAAUAAUGAUUGUCGGUCUAACUGUAAAGAUGGUUUAUGUGAUCAGAUGACAGGAAAUUGUAUCAUUGGAUGUUUACCUGGUAAAAUAGGAUCUAACUGUACAAAAGAUUGUGAAGCAUGGAGUUAUGGUGACAACUGUUCCAGUAAAUGUGGUAACUGUACUGAUGAAACACCAUGUGAUAUAAUUACUGGUAGUUGUGGACUUGUUGGCUGUGCUGAUGGGUUUCAAGGCCCGACUUGUCAUG